Cuscuta campestris is the source of this 2627-nucleotide messenger RNA. NCBI's taxonomy places the organism in Eukaryota, Viridiplantae, Streptophyta, Magnoliopsida, Solanales, Convolvulaceae. The record is from the annotation of a GenBank genome assembly.
CUACGAAUGGUGGAAACGCACCGAUGAGAGUAACGAAACCCCGAAGCCAUGGAAGUGGGAGUUCUUCGACUGGGCUUUCAGGAAAUAGUAUAUCCCAACACGUUUCCGUGAAGUGAAACGUACCGAAUUUGUUGAGUUGCAACAAGGGGAGAUGACGCUUCCCGAAUAUCGCCAAAAGUUUUCCAGUCUUGCCAAAUUUGCACCACCGUUGGUAAGCACCACAACUGACCGUAUUGAGGAGUUCAGGUCAAAACUCCGACCUAAUCUCAGGGCUCAAGUAUCUGUCAUACCAACGGUAGACUUCACGGAAGCCUAUGAUCUGAUUGCUAAAGCAGACAAAGAUCUGAAUGCUUGUAAGGAGUACUUGAAGAAAGAAGGUGCUAACACAAGUGAACGUCGACCUACAAAUUCUGUCCCGAGUGGGAAAAGACCAUUUGAAGGACCCAGCAGCUCACACUUCUCCAAGAAGGGGAAAUCUGUACAAACCCAAUCAGAGGCAUCUGGCAACAGGUCAAAGGGAUGGAAAAACCCAGCGUGUAAUAUGUGUGGGAGACACCAUCCUGGGGAAUUUUGGCUUGCUCAAGGACUAUGUCUCACUUGUGGAAAGCCGGGGCAUUUCCGAAAGAAUUGUCCCACAAAUCCUGGAGAGCCAUUUCCACCUGCUCCUGUCACCAGUCAGGCAGCAUCGGCACAUCCCGCUCCAAGUCAACGCUCUACAUCAGGAUCCAAUCCUGCUAAAAAUCAAAAUCAACAACAAGGACGAGCGCCUGCCCGCACCUAUGCAAUGAAAGGAUGUACUGAAGAGAACCCUGACGUCAUCCAGGAGCAGAGGAAUCGCCGGGAGCUUCGCCGGAUAUCGCCAGGGUUCUUUGCCGGAAUCUAGUCGCCACUUAGAUUCUUUGUCGAUCCAAUCGAGGUGAGUGAAUUAUCUCUCGUUAGAAUUGAUUCGUAGAUUAGGAUCCGUUAGUAUAUUUUUGUGCAAUUGAUGCUGGAUUUGUGAAUUGAAUUGUUGAAUUAAUUGGGUGAUUGAGUUUGGAAUUGGGGACAUUCUGUUAUGAUCUUUUCUCUGUCCUUCUCUGCUCCCUUGUCCUUUAGUUCUAGUUUUUUCCGUUUUGCCUGGCCGUCUUCACACUGCCGUUUUCCGGCGAGGGUGCUACGGUUGUUGUGUGUUCGCUGAAAUCGUCGAGGCACCCUACUAUCCAUAGUUUCUGCUGGCUGCUGUCGCUGAGCCUCGCCGUUGCAAUCCAGUGAGGAGUCACUGUUGGGUGGCGCUACUUCUUACCGCUAGAUCUUGUUUUUUUCUCCAAUGGAAUUAAAGUGUUAGGUUUUAUAAAUCUGCAAACAAGCCCUCUUCUAUCCUAUGCCUCUAGAUUAUAAUUUAAGACUACAAACUAAUCUAAGUCAUUGUCUAAACUAAAAAGUUACGUAAAGACAAUUAUGUGAUUGAAUUGGGUUAUGGGAACAUGUCUCCUAGUAUAUCUAGGAAAGUUUGAGUUAAACUGAAUUCAUAAGGAUUAAGAUUAAGGAUUUAGGCCUGGUGGGGCGAGCUUCGCAUAACUCACAGGUCUUGGGUUAAAAACGUACGUACGGGAGUCAUUAGCCUACCUAGGGAUUCCUUUGUAGGGGCUCCAACCCGCCCAUUGAGGAUUCUGUUGGAGUUGUGCCCUGAUGGCUAACUGUUUAUCAUUAUUCUAUUAUGUAUAGGCAGAUAUAAUAUGUUUACACAUCUCAUGCUAAUGCAAACAAAUAUUAUAUUCCUAGAUUUAUAUUUAAAGAUGUUUAUCAGAUAGUGUUAUUCUGUUGAUGAGACUAACAUCUUGAAAUAAAUAUUUAUCUAAAUGUCCAUAGUCGAGUAUUAACGAGAGUGGGAUAUCGUUAAUGCAUGUGAGACUAGUGUGUGUUGGAUGUUUGACUUAGUCUCAUGGUCAAUGACGGUGUGUUCGCAUCCGCACAUGGGCAGAUAUUAUCUAGAGAUAAUAGGAUGCCGGACUGACCCAUUCUAAAGAUGUUGCUUGAAUUUUUAGUUCAUGCUCUAAGCAUCUUUAGCGCGACCACGGGUGUAACUAUCCUUCGACUUGAAGUAUUACGUUUUCUGCAUAUGUGAACCCGCAUACUUUGAUGCAUUGUCUUAAGCCAUAUGAAAUAAGGAUGGUAUACAGGCUUUGUUUUGGGUAUGCCGCAGCGCGUAUUCAGAAACGUAGAUUACGUACACAGGAUUUGUCACUACUCUUUUUAAAGAUAUUAAUGUCUUAUGGGGCCCACUGAUAAGUUAUGACUAAGGAAAUUGCAUGCCCAUGCUGAGAUGCUUUUAUGACGUUUGUUCCUAUUAGUCGGACUUGAUAAAUCAGUGAAUGACUUAAUGGAUACAAGUUGGAUUUUAUUAAUCCCUUGCAUUGAGUUUAGACAUUGAGACAAAGGGAUACAGUUACACGGAGUCUGAGUCGUGGAAAGGUUUUGACGGUGCAAACGUCUUAACUUAUAAUCUGGGGGCAAUAAUGUGUUGCUAGAUACCGCUUAUUGCUUAUAGUAUUGGUGCAGAGUCAAUACUGUGGCCAGCUUUAUAAGUGCCUAUACGGGUCACACACUUUGGACAAUUUAAGAAGUAGGAUUAAACAAUGGGAUAAUAA